This is a messenger RNA of Fomitiporia mediterranea MF3/22, 2092 nucleotides long. RefSeq names its product cysteine proteinase. The record is from RefSeq and is a predicted model, not a curated record. The coding region runs from base 7 to 1572 and encodes 521 amino acids. Gene Ontology annotation, molecular function: cysteine-type deubiquitinase activity. The transcript has 5 exons. NCBI's taxonomy places the organism in Eukaryota, Fungi, Basidiomycota, Agaricomycetes, Hymenochaetales, Hymenochaetaceae. Gene Ontology annotation, biological process: protein deubiquitination.
AACACAAUGGCGAAGAAACACCCGCGCCAUACGGCGCCAUCCUUGAGACAGACCCGCAAGAGCACAAGGCAGAACAGGGGUGCAGCACUGGUUUCCGAUCCGAUUCAGAACACGCAGCUCUUGAACGAUCAGCUGCGCGCGCUUGGCUUGUACCCCGCGCCCACGCUCGGGGACGGCAAUUGUCUCUUCCGCGCACUCGCCGACCAAUAUUAUGGAUCGCCCUCGCAGCAUCUUAAGCUUCGACAGGAGAUCUGUGACUGGAUGGAGGCACACAAGUCUCGCUAUGCGCCCUUCGUUGAUGACGAGCGUGGGUUGGACGUGCACCUCAGGUGUAUGCGACAGCCAGGUACUUAUGGUGGACAUUUGGAGCUCACUGCCUUUGCCCACCUGAAGCGCCGGGACGUCAAGGUCAUCCAGCCUGGACUUGUCUACGUUAUCGAGUGGACGUCAGGGGCUGACCUAUCUCCCACGAUUGCGACGUCUCCGCUUAGUGAGCAGCCUCCGUCACCACCGGCAGCACUAAGUGAACGUGACGCAAGGCGGGCACGACGUGAGAAAAAGCGAGAAAGGAUGGCCAGGGCUAAACAUGCGGCACGAAUCGUGCAAGAUGAUGUUGACAGUGACGAGGAGAACGAUUCCUCGUCAUUAGGACCAGUCUACGUGGCUUAUCAUGACUGGGAGCACUUUUCAUCCGUUCGAAACUUGACAGGACCUCACACUGGUAUUCCUUAUGCUGUGGAGAAGCCCGUUACAACAGCACAAGCGUCUCUGGCGAAUAGACCGGAGAUCACUGCACUCUCUCCCCAAUCCUCGUCAAGUUCGAUAGAGAGUUCCCCGGUUGAAGAUGAUGAGGACGAAGAUGAUGAAGAUGAAGUUGCCGAAGAGUUGGGCGAAUCCCAAGAUCCACCUGAAACGAUCCCACUUCCUGUUUCUCGUUCUCCAUCGCCAUCUCCAUCAUCCGAAGCAUCAACAUCAGGUUCCGCGCUAUCUGUCCCUCCUGUUCCAGGAUAUAACUGCCCGCCUGAGUCAAUGCAGAACUUUGCAUCAAUUCUCCGCAGUAAUCGUUCGCCCAAGCGUGCCUACGAUGGAGUGGAUGAAGCGGCAGAAGAUUCACAGGGAGAGGCGAAGCGGUCGCGACGAAAUUCACCGCAUCGACCGGCCCGGAACUUAGGAUUGAAGUCGAAGAUGGAUACAGAGAUUGAUCCUGACGCCGAUACACCUGAACUCCUUUCAUCAGGAGAGUCGAGUUCCGGCUCGUCCUCACCAGCUGCUACGCCUCCGCCGUCCAUGGUAGUCGUUCCUCCGUCUCCUGUGACUCCUACGAAGCCUUUAACAAAGCGAGAACGGAAGAGAUUGGGACUACCGAAAGCACGUUCGGCCCGUGGGUCUUCUGCUUCAGCAGCAAACCGAGCAAAAGCGAGCGCUGGAAAGAUUAUCGUACCAGGUGGAAAGUUCAGGAAAUCUACGUCAGGCACUAGUACGCCUAAGCCCGACUCGACUGCUUCUGAAGAGUGGGAAAAGAACGGAAGCGGGCGUGUCGACGUACGUGGGUUCAAGGAACUCAAGAUUUAGCAUUUACGCGACCCGUAACUCUGGAAUCUCUCGGCUACCCGAUACACGGCGGUAACAUCUCAUCGCUUCAUUGUCCUUUGAUUUUUUUUUGCUCCUUACCGCACGUUUUGGACUCUGCACGCAUACUGGACCCGCAACAGCAUCUAUAUCUCAUUCUUCAUAUCACAUCAAGCAUUGUCGCAGCAACCUACGGCUUCAUUCAAAUCAUUUCUCUUCGUAACGAUCCCCUUUAUCUGAUCGCAUCAAGCAGCUUGCUUUUUUAUAUUCACGGCAUCCUGUCUCGUUAACGAAUUGCACAUUCAAUGUUCGCGCAGUGCCAUGCACAGACGUAUUUAUCGCACUCUGGCCAUUAUUGAUCCGUAAGGACACGGUUGAAGAUUUUGCGUGACUGAUUCAUUAUUGCGCAGACUUUCCGUCCUUAGAAUAUGUAUACUUUGGCGAGUCUUUCUUUCAUGUCAGCGAUACCUCCAUGAACCACGUUCCAUCCGCUUACGAUACCGUACUCUCUUCACGCUUCAAC